Larimichthys crocea (large yellow croaker) is the source of this 1292-nucleotide messenger RNA. It is a transcript of the gene nxnl2, whose product is annotated as nucleoredoxin like 2. Gene Ontology annotation, biological process: photoreceptor cell maintenance; visual perception; sensory perception of smell. NCBI's taxonomy places the organism in Eukaryota, Metazoa, Chordata, Actinopteri, Sciaenidae. Bases 193 to 663 code for a protein of 156 amino acids. The transcript is spliced from 2 exons. The record is from RefSeq and is a predicted model, not a curated record.
CAUGGGUAAUGAACUACAACACCGUGCCCUUGUGUCCUCAUUGGUCCGCAGGUGAUUUAACAGGAUUGGCUGUAAGUAGCUUUCGCAGGAAGGUAAACAUAACAGUGCGUUCAGCAGAGAGGCAACACAAGGAAAUGUAAGAGAAAAGAAAACGACACGUAGAGCUGUCAGACCUCUGAGACUUCAGCAGACAUGGUGGAGGUGUUCACCGGGCGCACGCUGCUCAAUAAAGACGGGGACUUCGUGGAUCCCGAGGAGGCGCUGAGGAACAAAGUGGUGGGGAUUUACUUUUCUGCAGGAUGGUGUCCGCCCUGUCGAGACUUCACGCCGAUCCUGUGUGAUUUCUACACGGAGCUGGUGGAGGAGACUGAACCUCCGGCUCAGUUUGAGAUAGUUUUCAUCUCCUCUGACAAGACGUCCGAUGAUAUGGUUGAAUAUUAUCAUGACAUGCACGGAGACUGGCUGGCUCUGCCCUGGACGGAUGAUUACAAACAUGAACUGAAGCAACGCUACAAAAUCACAGCGGUGCCCAAACUGGUGAUCGUGAAGGAGAACGGCGACGUGAUCACAGACAAGGGCAGGAAACAGAUCAGAGAUCGAGGCCUGGCCUGCUUCAGGUCCUGGUUGGACGCUGCAGAGAUCUUUCAGAACUUUAAGGGUUAAGAAAGAAACGACCACAGCAGCAAGGAAAAUGUCAACCCAUCUUUCCACGUGGGCUCCUGGAGCCUCGUUAGAGAGACCCGAACAAAACCAAAAAAACACACUAAUAAAUAUUUCUACAAUUAUUUAAUUUCAGUGGUUCCCAACUUGGGGAGAUGAUUAAAGCGAUACAAGAGAACACAUUAGUUUAUCUAUUUUUUUGCUUCCUUCAAAUGAGGCAAUCUGAGAAAUCGAACUUUGAAUUGCUUACAGGGUCAUGCUUUGAUUAAGCGGGUUGAGGAAACACUGCUUUAGUUUUGCUGAAUUUUAACAAACAUGCUAUGCAUUCAAGAAAAACCUCAGGCGUGUCCAUUACAGUACACAUGUGAAGAAUGCUCUUGUGUGUUUAGUUUGAAUGACACAAGCCGGCUGCUGUAGUUACUCUGUCUCUUUGAAAAUGCAUUCAUUGAUAAGCCAGUGCACUAAUUAAACAGCUUAACUUUGCCCAUAUUAAGUAGAUAUCUUCUUUCCAGAGAGCUUGCUUUUAUAUAUUUAAGGUUGGACUCGUAGUUCUACAUUGAGCUGCCUGUAUAUUUUUGUAUUUUGUUUUUUAUGAGUUGUUAAGAAGGUUAUUAUUAAAAAAUAUAUAUGAA